Messenger RNA from Doryrhamphus excisus (bluestripe pipefish), 1890 nucleotides. NCBI's taxonomy places the organism in Eukaryota, Metazoa, Chordata, Actinopteri, Syngnathiformes, Syngnathidae. The record is from RefSeq and is a predicted model, not a curated record.
ACAGCCCUACACGGUAUAUUUCUUCUGGCUGUGAAGGAGGCGGUCCCAUGUUUUCUAAUUUCCUCUCCCCGACCUUCCUUGCUGUAGAAUAUGUUACAUUUUCUAAGAAACUCUCUUCAACGCUAUAGUAUCUUUUUACGGUUCAUAGUGUAAACAACCAGCGGGUAGAGCGACACUUCUCGUGCGAGCUCCCCCGCCAAACGACACAGAAGUCCGGGCAGCGUGAGGGAGAAUUGUCGUAGUAGCUCCGGAGCCAAGUUCAUCUAAUGUCGGCGGCUGCUUGUCUCUAUUACAAGUUCUCCAGAAGGUGUCAUCACCUCCCGUGGACGUUGCUCGUCUCUCAGGUCAAAGUGCACGCCGCCUGAUGCGUCAGCAACUGUCCCGACUAAGGCGCCACCUGCGAUGGUCCAGCGUGCCGAUUCAGGCGCUGUUUCUGUUUGUCUUUACGUUCUGCGUGCUGCUUCCCGUUUGCUGCCACCGCCUGCCAUACUCGUACUUCUUCCUCAGGUCCGCCUACCUGGACGCCAUAAGCGAGGAUGCUUUGCAGGAGAGCCUGCGGCGAGGUCAGCACGCUCUACGUUUUUGGCAGAGCUCCUCUGUGAACUUUUUGGACGUGGCGUCCGGCCCUGAGAUGUUGGUUACCGUGGUGACGGCACAACGUCACGACGGGCGUGACUUCCAUUAUCUGCUGCAGGUGAUGCACCGCUUGAGCGUCCUUCUGGGUCGAUGCGGUGAACGGCGGUGCGCUGAGGUUCUUCUGUGCGAUGUGGAGAGGAACCCUCAGGAUAACAAAGACGCCAGACUUUUAGAGAGGAACUUCAAAGUAAUCCGUAGACGAGACGGGAAUCCGGAGCACGUGAACAUCUUUGAGCGGGAGAAGCGGGACUACUCGUUUUGCCUGCGUCACGCCUUCAACUCGGUGCAGCCCAGGAACAUGGUGGUCCUAGAAGAUGAUGCCCUCCCCCUGCAGAACUUCUUUCAGGUGGUCCAGGACUUGGUGAGUCGGCGCUUUGCCGCGCACACUCUCUACGUCAAGCUGUACCAUCCUGAGAGGCUGCAGCGCUACUGGAACCCUGAGCCGUACCGCAUCCUGGAAUGGUUUGCACUUGGACUGGUGGGCGCCACGUUGGUGCUCCUCACGCUUCCCUACUGGAAUCCCUGCUCCUUCUCAUUCACAACAUCCGCACUACACGUCCUGAUCCUCACCAUCUACGUGAUGGCCGCCGCCGAGCUCCUGGGCCGACAUUACCUGCUGGAGGUGCGCCGUCUCUCCCCUCAGCUGUACGCCGUUUCCCCCGCCACCGAGUGCUGCACCCCCGCCAUGCUGUUCCCCGGGAACGCGUCCCUGAGGGUGGCCCGCUACCUGGACGACGCUUUCUGCAGCAAAGGCAACGCCAAAGAUACAGUUCUGUACAAAAUAGCACGCAGCGUUCCGGGAGAACGAGCUCACAGCGUGGAACCCAACCUCAUCAGGCACAUCGGGGCCUUCUCCUCCAUCAGGCCCAACCCGGUCCGCCCCAAACUUUUGUGACAGAACCAUGUUGUUCGUUAAGAACAACAUGAAUCCAAUAUGUUUCAAUAACAAUGUGUAUUUUGUUAUUGUUUACAUCAAGGCAUUGGCCUGUAACUGACUUUAAGGUAAACCACAGCAUUAAAAAUCUAAUUCCAAACAAAAUACAUUUAAGCAAAGUUGAUAAAUCAUCAUCAUAAGAGACCCUUAAACAUCUCAGUUGCAUUCAGAUGACCCGUAAAUGAAAGUUUGGGGAAAAGUGUGACCUGUUGCAAGGUUUUCUUUUAUUUACUGUAUGUUGUGAUCUUCUUGACCAACUUGAUUGCAUUUAUUGGAAUUUUGCUUGACUUCAAUAAAAAAAUAGUGGAUUAGCCUCAUUG